Diprion similis is the source of this 2505-nucleotide messenger RNA. Its product is annotated as DNA damage-regulated autophagy modulator protein 2-like. The transcript has 2 exons. The coding region runs from base 269 to 2221 and encodes 650 amino acids. The record is from RefSeq and is a predicted model, not a curated record. Lineage: Eukaryota; Metazoa; Arthropoda; Insecta; Hymenoptera; Diprionidae.
CAGGAAAUGGUACAAGGCAGAUGGCGGUUGGGAACUGCACGUGGCAAGCACGGUUGCCGAAUGGUUGUGCGCUGGAUGCUUCUGCGUCUACAUCCUUACCUUCACCGACGAGUUUCGAGGCGUUCAGCUAAAGCGACCGAAGAUACUGUUUAAACCGGGUCACAUGAGAACUAGCAACGAGGUCCUGAACGAGAGCCAGGACGAGGUGCCACAGCCAAAACCACCGACGACGAUCAUUUGAUCGGGCAGAACAUGGGGCGGUGGUCAGAUGGCGAACGGUAUGGCACAUUCGCCGGUGAACACACCAUGCCCGAGCUACAGAGCUCACGCCUACGACUUCCUAGAUGACACAACGGCGGCCGAUCACCGUGACAACUACAACUCGAUGAUAGGACGUUCGCGGGUCUUGUGCCCGGUGGAGAUCCACGUCGACGCGAGUGUUGAGAACGCGGAAGGAGCUGCCGGGUCCCAGAGGAACCUUCUGAACCUGGACAGCGACGACGAGAACAUCCUCGGGAGUCGUUGCAUGUUCCUUGGUGGUUCCCAGAGCUCGGACAACACUCCGGAGCGCGCUACUUACCCGGACGCGAAUAGUCACAGCAACUACAACCUGCUAACUGAGGAUACUCACAGUUUCGAUUCCUGGACAAGGAAAAUCCGGGCGUCCCACAGUUCCGAGGCCAACAGCCACUGCGUGUCCAUUGCCAACAGCCACGAGACGUACCGCGUGCUCUCUGAGAGCUGUAGUGACUGUCGGACUGGACCAGAGCCCGAGGACCUCUCGGUUGAGAACCUUAUCCCACGGGACGAAGCCAAUUACGAGAUUGCCAACAGCCACAGCAACUACCAGGUCUUCUAUAACAGCCAGACCAGAUUCGACCUCACGUCCAGUCCGGCGCGGAGCGACUCCAGUCGCACCUCAAGGUCCACCGAGGAGACCAGCACCACAUGUGACAUCGAGGAGUGCCUCGUACAGAUUGAGGAGAGCUUGCUCAACAUUGAACAGAACUUGCUCCAGGUCCAGGACCUCGAUAUUCCGGAGCUGAAGAACCUGCUGUACAAGAGUCCAAGCAUCGAACGUAGCUUGUUCGAAGUCCAGGACCUGCUUUGCACGGAGAACAUAGAGUCCGUUAAACGCGGGCAGUUCUCGUUCACAUUCAGCGAGGAAAGUGACGAGCUCGUCAAAAUAUCAGGCAAGAACCUGUCGCCUGACUCCGAUCACGACACUUUUACAAACGAUGAUAACCUGCUGCAGUUUAACGACGACAAACCCGUCGCAAGCGCACCUCCGAAUCUCGGGGAACUUGUCGGGACCUGCAACUCGAGCUUUUGUGGGUCGGUCGACAAGAACGUCAACUUCAUACCGAACAGUCUGAGCAAAACACCGACGAAGGGGCGGUUCAAGGAGGCAGGGAAGAAUAUCAAAUCCCACUCGAUGAACAGCGGGGACUUGUCAUCGAAUUAUCGUGAGAUUAAUGACAACUUGAACAGCAGAAUCGAGGACAAGAAAUUGGUGGAUAGUAAGAAGUGCCACAGUAGAACCAACUCGUUGGAUGAGAACGAGAUGAUGUUUCAGGUGACUGGCGACCCUGGGUGGAGGGGAAAGUCCUCUUUCGAAAGCCUUCAGUUCAAGGGUGAAAACGAAUGCGGUGACAGAUACCUGGAGGUCAAUGUCAAGGCGAAGUCGGACGAUACUCUGGACAACAAAUCGCUGUAUGGCAAGAAGCGAAGCGAGCAAUCGAGUCGAAGGUCGAGGCGGAAGUUGAAGGGGAAUCGACUGGCCGAAGUCGAGGCGAAGACCGAUGAGUUCCGGCGGAAGAUCGAGAGCAUAAUAUCGAGUCGAAAAUCGGCCUUGCCGAGCGGUGAAAAAGCCAGGAAAAAUUCAAGGUCGAAUCCAGGCGUCGGAAAUACGACCGAGACGCGGAAAAAUUCACAGGAGAGAUCACCAAGGGUGAGAAAAAGCUCUCUGGACAAAAUUACCGCCGGAAGAGACUCGCCGAAUGCGAAACAGUUCAAGUCAAACAGCUUCGAGAAACGGAAGCGGAAAAAAACUGGCCGCGUUCAAAACGCCGACAACGCUGCCCUCGUUCCGAGCAAACUGAUCUCUUUGUCGUUGUCUCUUCUUCUCGCAGCACUUUUACAGGCUGUCAGGUGCUUAACUGACCUCGUUGACGACGCCUUCCGGUCCGUAAGCUACGACAGAAAUGGACUAAUGGAGUGAAGACGGCCGCCAUGUUUUUUUACUGUUUCAAUUCAUUUUCAUCAUCACUGUUCACCGUUUUGUACUUUUAUUUUUUCAUACGUUUCACGUGUCGAGCGUUUACGGUUCGACUGUCAAUCGUGAUGUUAAUUGUUGAGCUUUAAUCGAUUUGAUGAUUACUUUCAAGAAAGCGUAAGUCUGUUAUACCUCUAUGAUGAUUAUGUUAUUACGCACAUGUGUAAUAUGAGUGAAUGUGAUUUUAUUAUAAUUCGUUACGUUAUCAAUUUUUCACUUCUGUAAAACGU